AUGUUUUUCAUUGAAUUCAACUCGUACGACUACAAAGAGCUUUCUUUGCUUACGGACCGGAAACUCUUUUAUGAUCAAUUGAACCUCUGCUCUAUCAGUCUUGUUCGUGGUCUUAAUGCUGGUCAGUUGGUGAUGGCUACUGUUAAGAAACUGUUACGGAAGUAUAAUUCCGGUAUUGAUGCUACUGUGAUAGGAUUGAAAAUUGAGUAG
Lizanozyma spartinae is the source of this 210-nucleotide messenger RNA. RefSeq lists its product as uncharacterized. The record is from RefSeq and is a predicted model, not a curated record. The transcript has 4 exons. Lineage: Eukaryota; Fungi; Ascomycota; Pichiomycetes; Serinales; Debaryomycetaceae. Bases 1 to 210 code for a protein of 69 amino acids.